Molecule: messenger RNA, 408 nt
Organism: Triticum aestivum (bread wheat)
Lineage: Eukaryota; Viridiplantae; Streptophyta; Magnoliopsida; Poales; Poaceae
Product: nuclear transcription factor Y subunit C-3-like
Exons: 1
Coding region: 1-408 (135 amino acids)
Biological process (GO): regulation of transcription by RNA polymerase II
Cellular component (GO): nucleus
Molecular function (GO): protein heterodimerization activity; DNA-binding transcription factor activity, RNA polymerase II-specific; RNA polymerase II cis-regulatory region sequence-specific DNA binding
Source: RefSeq, a predicted model, not a curated record
AUGAGGAUUUCGAGGCCGUACUCGGGGGUGUCCAGAAGCGGGGCGACGGCGAGGACGGGGCCGCACGCGCUGCCGCUGGCGCGGAUCAAGAAGAUCAUGAAGCGGUCGGCGGGGGACGGCAGCGGGGGCUACGGCGCCGGGGCCAGGAUGAUCUCGGGCGAGGCGCCCGUGGUGUUCUCCAGGGCGUGCGAGCUGUUCGUCGCCGAGCUGACGCAGGCCGCCUGGGCCGCCACGCUCGAGGGCCGGCGCCGGACCGUGCACGCCGAGGACGUCGCCGCCGCCGUCAGGGACACCGACCUCUUCGACUUCCUCGUCGACGUCGUCAAGCCCAGGCCAGGUGACGACGGCGUCGGCGACGGAGUCGGCCUCGCGCCGGCCGCCGGUGUCCACGGCGGCGCGCUCGACUAG